AUGCAGCCCAAAUUCCUCUCCCUCCUAGCCGUUAUGGCUUCUACGGCCCUCGCAGAGGUCAAGCACGUCGAAGUCGUCCACGUCUUUCAGACCCUCAACGUCCGAGCCCCGGCCAUGGGCUUCACGCCUCACAAGCGCAGCGCCCAAGACCUGUUUGUCCGCGCCAAGGACGACGACGAGUGUGCCAGCUCCGUCCUCGACCUCCUACAGGACAUGCCGACACCCACGGGUGACCUCCUCGACUGGUUCCUGAACGAUGUCCCCACCGCCGACCCUUGCAAGCUCACCAUCGCCGCCUCGCUGUCCAAACCCUUGGAGACUUAUCUUACAAAGGUUGGAGACUACCUCGUUAGUGUCAACGAUGAUGCAGAGGAGAUUGCCAAGGAGUGCAGCACCGUCAACCCCCAGGUGGACGGCUUUGUCCCCGAAUGCUCCGGCGGCAAGGGUAGCAUGGUCUUUACCGAUGCCAGCACCACAAGGACUGCCUCUUUGGAGUAUGUCACUGUCGGUGGUAGUGGUAACGCUGCUGCUCCCCGACCUACUGGCAUGGUUGGUGUUGUCGCUGCUGCUGUUGGUGCUGCAGGUGCCGUCCUGGCUCUGUGA
Messenger RNA from Fusarium vanettenii 77-13-4, 603 nucleotides. RefSeq lists its product as uncharacterized. The record is from RefSeq and is a predicted model, not a curated record. Lineage: Eukaryota; Fungi; Ascomycota; Sordariomycetes; Hypocreales; Nectriaceae. The transcript has a single exon. The coding region runs from base 1 to 603 and encodes 200 amino acids.